CCCUCGGGGUGUCCUGCGGAGGGUGCUUCGGGAGUAUGGGAUACCGAACCCCCUGAUACGGGCUGUUCGGUCCCUGUACGACCGGAGUCAGAGUUUGCUCCGCAUAUCCGGCAGUAAGUCGGACUCGUUUCGGGUGAGGGUUGGACUGCGCCAAGGCUGCCCUUUGUCACCGAUUCUGUUCAUAACCUUUAUGGACAGAAUUUCUAGGCGCAGCCGAGGCGAUAGAGGGGUCCGGUUUGGUGGCCUCAGUAUUGCAUCUUCUUCUUUUUGCAGAUGAUGUGGUUCUGUUGGCUUCAUCAAGCCGUGACCUCCAACUCUCACUCUAGCAGUUCGCAGCCGAGUGUUAAGCGGCAGGGAUGAGAAUCAGCACCUCCAAAUCUGAGACCGUGGUCCUCAGUCGGAAAAGGGUGGCGUGCCCUCUCCAGGUCGGGGAUGAGAUCCUGCCCCAAGUGAAGGAGUUCAAGUAUCUUGGGGUCUUGUUCACAAGUGAAGGAAGAAUGGAACGGGAGAUCGACAGGCGGAUCGGUGCGGCGUCUGCAGUGAUGCGAACUUUGCAUCGGUCCAUUGUGGUAAAGAAGGCGAAGCUCUCGAUUUACCGGUCGAUCUACGUUCCUACCCUCACUUAUGGUCACGAGCUGUGGGUCGUGACCGAAAGAACAAGAUCCAGGAUACAAGCGGCCGAAAUGAGUUUUCUCCGCAGGGUAUCCGGGCUCUCCCUUAGAGGUAGGGUGAGAAGCUCGGUCAUCCGGGAGGAUCUCAGAGUAGAGCCGCUGCUCCUCCACAUCGAGAGGACCCAGAUGAGGUGGCUGGGGCAUCUGAUUCAGAUGCCUCCCGGACGCCUCCCCGGUGAGGUGUUCUGGGCAGGUCCCAUCGGGAGGAGACCCCGGGGACGACCCAGGACACGCCGGAGAAACUACAUCCUUCGGCUGGCCUGGGAACGCCUCGGGAUCCCCCCGGAAGAGCUGGAUGAAGUGGCUGGGGAGAGAAAGCUAUUGCCCCUGCGACCCGACCUCGGAUAAGCGCUAGAAAAUGGAUGGAUGGAUGGAGGUUCGGAGAAUCUGCAUGUAAGCGGCAAGGCCAAAAACCAACAUUGAAUGCCGUGACCUUCGAUCCCUCAGGCGGCACUGCAUCAAAAACCGACAUCGAUGUGUAAAGGAUAUCACCGCAUGGGUUCAGGAACACUUCAGAAAACCAAUGUCAGUAAAUACAGUUCGGCGCUACAUCCGUAAGUGCAACUUGAAACUCUACUAUGCAAAGCAAAAACCAUUUAUCAACAACACCCAGAAACGCCGCCGGCUUCUCUGGGCCCAAGCUCAUCUAAGAAGGACUGAUGCAAAAUGGAAAAGUGUUCUGUGGUCCGACAAGUCCACGUUUCAAAUUGUUUUUGGAAAUUGGGGACGUCGUGUCCUCCGGGCCAAGGAGGAAGGUGGAAAUCUUUCCCAUUCUUGCUUGAUGUACAGCUUCAGCUGUUCAACAGUCCGGGAUCUCCGUUGUCGUAUUUUACGCUUCAUAAUGCGCCACACAUUUUCAAUGGGAGACUGGUCUGGACUGCAGGCAGGCCAGUCUAGUACCCGCACUCUUUUACUACGAAGCCACGCUGUUGUAACAAGCGCAGAAUGUGGUUUGGCAUUGUCUUGCUGA
Messenger RNA from Phyllopteryx taeniolatus (common seadragon), 1641 nucleotides. RefSeq lists its product as uncharacterized. The record is from RefSeq and is a predicted model, not a curated record. Lineage: Eukaryota; Metazoa; Chordata; Actinopteri; Syngnathiformes; Syngnathidae. The transcript has a single exon. Bases 357 to 1019 code for a protein of 220 amino acids.